AUGGCGUCCUACUCGACCGAUCCCGCGCUGUACAUCUACACGUCGCUGACGGCCGGCUCCUCACACAUUGUCACCGCGACAUCGCGUCUCGAGACAAUUCUGCGGGCCAACCGCGUUCCCUUCAAGGCCAUCGACAUCUCGACCGAUGACAAGGCUCGCAUGCUUUGGGGCCGCCGUGCCGGCAAGGACGAGAACGGCCGGGCGAGGAAGUUUCCUGCGCUGGUGCAAGAGGGGCUUGUUUUAGGGGAUAUUGUCGAAAUCGAAGAGUGGAACGAGUAUGGCGAGCUCAAGCAGCACAUCAAGAUCUACUACGACGAAUUCACCAUCCCCGAUAUCAACCACAAGUACCCUGAGCCGGUCAAGAAGAAGAAGACAGUCAAGAAGUCUGCCGCCGCCGCCGCUGCUGCUGCUGCCGGUGUGGCCUCUGGCGAAGCUGUGCCUGCUGCUGCCACCGAUGCCGCCGUUCCUCCGCCUCCCCCUGGCCCGGUCCCUGAGCCCAAGGUUGGCGGUGGCCCAACCCCAAGGGCCAGCAUAGAUACGGUGCGCUCUGUGCAAUCUGUGCAGUCCGUGCAAUCCAUUGCCGAUGAAGCAGCAAAGAAGGCUAAGGAGCUUCGUCUGAACUCUUUGCGGAAGAAGGUGCACGGAAAGGAGAAGGAGAAGGAAGAACCAGCGGCUGAGCCAAAGGAGGAGCCAAAGGAGAAGACUGAAGUGGCCGAGACGGCCAAGGAGAAGGCAGAGGAACCAGCCAAGGUCGAAGAACAAAAAGCAGAGGAGCCCAAGACCGCAGAGCCAGAGGCCGAGAAGGAGGACGCCGAGAAGCACCAAGACAAGAAGGAAGAGGAGAAGGUUGAAGCUAAGCAAGAUGACAACCUGAAGGAGAAGGCUGCGGAAGAAGAGCACGAAGAGGCCAAGCCCGACGCAAAGGAGGCACAGGACAAAUCUGAUGAACAAGAUGCCAAAUCUGAACACGAGGAACAUGAAGAACUUGAAGAAGUCAAGGAGGAAGAGGAAGAGGAAAGUGACAACGACCACGAUAACGAUAACGACAACGACGAUGUUGAUGAGAAGAAGGAGGCCGAGGAGGAAAAGGAAGAGGAGAAUGAAAAGGCCGAGCCAACCGCAGAGGGAGAAGCCGUCACAUCACAGCCCGCCGCCGAGCCCGCCCCGGACGCCACGGCCAAGACGGACGAGAAAGCCAAGAAGUCGUCCAGCGCCGAAAAGGGCAAAAAAAAAACUUCUUUUUCUUCUUCUGCUUCUAAAGACGCCAAGCCCGGAGACAAGGACAAGGCGAAGCCUGCGCUCAAAACGUCAACGUCAACCCUUUCUUCGUCUGCGAGAAAACCUGCCGCGUCUCCAACCUCGGCCAAGAAGCCCGCCUCCUCUCUAACCUCCUCCCCUUCCACCAGAAAGCCUUCCGCGACGCAGUCCUCUUCGACGAGGAAGAUCUUCUUCAACCACAAGAACGUCUUCAACGGCGAGAUCGACUUCCACAACGAGAACUUCAGCAGCAAGAUCUACUUCCACAACAAGAACUCCCUCCACAGCGAGAUCUACAUCUACGACAAGAACACCGUCUGUCGCAAGAUCAACGUCAACGACAAGAACGCCCUCAGCGGCGAGGUCCACAUCAACAACAAGAGCACCCUCAACGGCAAGGUCCACGUCAACAACAAGAACGUCUUCCGUAGCAAGAUCGUCUUCAGUAGCAGUCAGGUCUUCGUCAACGGCGAGAUCCACGUCAACAACGAGGUCCACAUCAACAGCCAGAUCGUCUUCAACAACGAGAAAGGUUUCUUCUUCCGCCGCAACGCCGUCUUCGCCUUCAGUAACACGAAAACCUACUACUUCUUCCACUCGGUCCUCAUCUACAGCCAGAAAACCAUCAGCAACCUCCUCGUCCGCAACCACAUCCUCAGCCAAGAAACCUUCAUCCUCUGCGACUUCGUUAGCCUCAAGACCGAAAGAGCAGAGCACCAAGGACAAGGAUAA
Messenger RNA from Trichoderma aggressivum f. europaeum, 1989 nucleotides. RefSeq lists its product as uncharacterized. Lineage: Eukaryota; Fungi; Ascomycota; Sordariomycetes; Hypocreales; Hypocreaceae. Gene Ontology annotation, cellular component: cytoplasm. The coding region runs from base 1 to 1989 and encodes 662 amino acids. The record is from RefSeq and is a predicted model, not a curated record. The transcript has 3 exons.